GAUUUAGAUUUCGGAAUAUUACAAAAUUUACCAAUUAAAAUAUUUUCAAGCAUUAAUAUUUUCCUACAAAAAGAAAUGCCUUGUGAAAUCAGCGAGAAGGCGUUUCCUUUAGCCGAAGAUCGCCUUAGCCAAACAGUCCUUGAUCUUGUCCAGGAGGCAGGCAAGCUCAAGAUGCUUAAAAGGGGUGCAAACGAGGCUACAAAAGCACUGAAUCGUGGCAUAGCUGAUUUGAUUGUACUCGCGGGUGACACCAACCCAAUUGAAAUUUUGUUGCAUCUUCCGCUUUUGUGUGAAGACAAAAAUGUGCCGUACGUCUUUGUGUCAUCAAAGACCGCAUUGGGCCGCGCUGCACAGGUGUCGCGUAAUGUUGUGGCCUUGGCAAUUCUUCAGAACGACAACAGUCCAUUUGCUUCUUCGGUUCAGAAAGUAAAACUGGAGAUUGAAAGACUUUUAUAAAAAUGACGCCUGUGAUAAUAUUUCCUUUAUUUUAUCUAAUCAUAAGCAUAAUUUUGUAUUUUUGUGAGCAUUGUAGAAACAUUUUGAUGAAUUAAUUAUAAGUCCUUCCAACAGAUUAAAGCUAGAUGGAGGUAUGUUCAAGCCCACUUAAAUGCAAUUUACGAUAACAAGCUGCAUAAUACUUA
Phytomonas sp. Hart1 is the source of this 641-nucleotide messenger RNA. NCBI's taxonomy places the organism in Eukaryota, Euglenozoa, Kinetoplastea, Trypanosomatida, Trypanosomatidae. The record is from the annotation of a GenBank genome assembly.